CGCUGCCUCCGUUCUUAGGAGGAGGCAUCGGGCGGAGAACUGCUGUUAGUUUGCGCUGUGUUUAUUGUUAAGGUUGUGUGGAUCAGCACUGCGGAACCGACCCGGUUUUAUUUUCAUAAUAUCAACAAUAAAGCUUUAACGAUGAGUUAAAGAUGCGAGACCCCUCCUGAGCUGUCUACUUGGGAUGACAGCCGGCGUUUCCAGUGGCUGACGGGGAAGGAAUUUAUCAAACACACAGAAAAACAUGAGUGAAGGAAAGGUGAAAGAAGAAACCAUGACUCCGCACCAGAACUGAUCUCGCACCAGUUUCCUUUGGAAUACACGCCUCGUCUACCGCCAAUGGCUAACUCUGUGGCCUUAGUGGUCCAAGCAGAACUUUUGCCACCUCAGUCCGCCGCCUCGCUCUCGCCCUUCCCGUCCCUGCUCGGCUCAGGAGAGGACGGUGAGGACGAGGGGGAGAGGGGGGAGCUGGAGGAGGGAGACAAGGGGGUCGUAGAAGGUGGAGAGGAGGUGGUUCUGGACAUGGUGACGUCAUCCGUGCCGGGCGCAGCCCAGCAGCCCAAGCAGUCGGACCAUCCCUUCCAGUGUCUGGACUGUGGCAAGAGCUUCAGGUGGUCGUCCAGGCUGACGCACCACCAGCGGAGCCACAAUAAUGAGAGACCCUACAGGUGCAACCUCUGCCCCAAGGCCUUCAAGGGCUCCUCUGCUCUGCUCUACCACCAACGGUCUCACUCAGGGGAGAAGCCUUACAAAUGUCAGGAUUGUGGCAAAGCCUUCAAACGCUCUUCUCUGCUCCAGGUCCAUCAGAGUGUCCACACUGGAGUGCGAACCUUCUUGUGUCCCUAUUGCCCCCUUACCUUUAAAUGGAGUUCCCACUACCAGUAUCACCUGCGCCAGCACACUGGAGAAUGCCCAUAUCCCUGUGACACUUGCCCCAAGGCCUUCAAGAACUCAAGCAGUCUGCGGCGGCACAAGAAUGUCCACCUUGGUCUCAAGCCUUACACCUGCUCGGUGUGUAACAAGUCCUUUACUCAGUCCACCAACCUAAGGCAGCACAUGAGGAUACAUACAGGCGAGAGGCCAUACAUCUGUGGCGAGUGUGGACGCAGCUUCACACAUUCAUCAAACCUGGCCCUGCACAAGAACUCUCACUCCAACCUCAAUGCAGGAGGGAAGGAGGGAAAGAGAGGAGUGGACGCAAGGGACGCAAUUGUAGAGGUGGUGGUUGGGGCAGAGGAAAUGACGUCAUCCAUGUUGACGGACAUGGUGGGGUUUGUGAGCCAGGACGGAACUGAUGGAGUUGGGGUGGGGAUGGAAGAAGUGUUCCUCUCAACCACCUCGUCCAGCCAGAAUCCAGGCCUACUCCCUCAUCUCACCCUCACUCCCUCUGGGGAGGGCGUGUGUGCAUCCAGGGCCAUCGGGACAGAGGUUCACCUGAGCACUGACACCGGGGCCAGUGUUCUGCUCUACAGCUGUGGCAGCUGCAGCCACACCUUUGGCACACAAACAGACCUGGAGGAGCACCAGGCCAUCCACAUGGCUCCAGAGGAGCAUGGGGCCGGUGGGGAGGCGGGGCCCGGGGCAGGGAUGGAGGUUGGGGAUGGGCUUGUGGGAGCUGGACACCUGCUGGCUGACUUUGAGGAGGUGGUGGAGACUACCACAGUGGUUGAAAAUGGACACACGACAGAGGUGCUCCUUGGACUGACAGAGGUAGCAGAUAACAGCAACGAAAAUGUUGGCGCCACCCAGGCUCAGUUUGACCUGCUGCAGAGCUUCACCGAGGUGACUCAGAGCUCUGAGACCGUUCAGCCAGAGGCCAGAACCACAUGGGCAGGGCUGUCAUGUGGCUACUGCAACAAGACCUUCAAGACCAGUGGAGGCCUCAAUAGACAUGUGUCACUGAUUCACUCUCUUUCAUCACAGUCCCGCUCGCAGUUCAGCUGCUCCGCCUGCGACCGCUCCUUUCCCCUGCUCUCCUCACUCCUCACCCACCAGCACUCCCACACCCCUGAGCAGCGUCUCCUGGCUGAGGCAGAGGCUGAGAUCGUGUGUCCUCCAUCCCUUUCCCUGUCUCUCCCUUUGCCCUCCUCUCCCAGCCAGGCUGACAAGCUCCAGGAGGGCCAGAGGGAGAUCCAUGUCAACAUCAUCACCGUCAGCGAGGAGCAGGAGGAGCAGCCAGCCAAACCGGCCAAAGCCCCCAAAAAGACAGGAGCCAGCAAGAGCAUUCUUGCCGGAGACAGGCCAUACCGCUGUUCAGAGUGUGGAAAAGCCUUCAAAGGUUCAUCGGGGCUAAAGUACCACAUGAGGGAUCACACUGGGGAAAGGCCAUACCGCUGCACUGAGUGUGGAAAGAGCUUCAAAAGGUCGUCACUACUUUCAAUCCACCAGAGGGUACACACUGGCGUGCGGGCAUUCCAAUGUCCUCACUGCCCUCUCACUUUCAAGUGGAGCUCUCACUACCAGUACCAUUUGCGGCAGCACACGGGUGAGAGGCCUUAUGUGUGUAAGGAGUGCGGCAAGUCGUUCAAGAACACCAGCUGUCUGCGUCGACACAGUCAGAUGCACUCUGGACUGCGGCCUCAUACCUGCGCCAUCUGCUCAAAGUCUUUCUCCCAAACAUCGAACCUCAAGCAGCACGAGCGCACCCAUUCUGGCGAGAGACCCUUUCAGUGCACGCACUGCAAUAAGAGCUUUACACACUCCUCCAACCUUCAGCUCCACCUGCGAACUCACUCCUCACGCAAGGAUUUCAAAUGCCCAUACUGCUCAAAGGAGUUUGUCAUGCACUCUUACUUGCAGAGGCACAUCCGUACCCAUGGCAGUGGUGUCCCCCUGCCCUGCCCUGGCGGUGGAGGUAAAGACGGUGUGGCUGUUAAAGCCAGUCUCGGAGGAGUAACAACCACCACAACCCUGUUCAACCCCAUUACCCUGGAAACCUCAGGAAACAACAGCAGCUUGAUUGUGUCCCAACCAGCACUUAAUAUUCCCCCCAACACGUCCCAGAACUACUUUAUGAUUCAGACAGCCAGCGGCCUGCAGCUCAUUCCUCUGUCAUCCCCUACACCCGCCCCUCCACCACCACCUCCACCUCCUCCACCUCCGUCCCAGCCCCAAAACUUCCUCCUCUUGCAGUGCCCUUCCAAUAACGGCAGCCAGUCCAGUUUGAUUCUUGUUCCCACAACAAACAACCCUCCACCAGCUCCGGAGCCUCAGACUCUGCCUGUACUCCAGACAAUCCAAGCACUCUCACCCGUCCUAAACCAAACACAGACUCAGAUACCCCAAUAUCCAGCUGUAUCACAGCAACAACAGCAGACCAGGAUCAUUAUCACCAACAACAAUAACAAUGCAAACACUCCUGUCGCCACGACAACGCACACCCUGUCAACUAACUCCCUACUGACUAAGCCCAUAUUAGGGAAAAGCACACGGACGGCACGCAGCAGACGGGGACGCAAACCAAAAGCUGUUCUUCAGAAGUCUGCGACGGCUCCUGUGAGUCAAACCACAGCUGGAGCACAAAGCGCCACAGAGACUACAGCUGCUAACACUAGCACAGGGUCAUCACCGUCACCUGCAGCCACUGUUUCCUUGUCAGCAUGUUGCACUCCUAUCUCAACAUUCUCAUCCUCCACCUCUGCAGUCCCCACAGUGGACACCUCAGGGCCCCCAUCAUCUGUUACCGUGGCUACACCAGCCACCACAGUAGCCACAGCAUCGGUUUCCACUCCGAUCCCUGCUACUCUGGAAAGGACACCUCAUACCACUGUUGGGCAAAUGAGGACACGGGAGACCGUGACGGGGAAACAGUUUGUGUUAUGUUUUGAUAAUGAAGAACAGGCGAAGGCGGGGAUGAAUAUUGAGGAGGGUGGGGAGUCAUAUGUGUUGCAGUUUGAAGGGGAUUCAUCAGCUGAGGCAGUCGAUGGGGGAAUGGGUGGAGAGGGAAAGUCGCUUGUGCUUCAGUUUAAGACAGAUGGGCAAGGUGAAGGAGGGAAGGGGGGGGAUAAGGGAGGGAUGAUGUCACUUCUGCACAACUGGGGUGGAGAAAAGCACGGUGUGAGACAUACAGGAGAGGAGAGCAACCAGGGAGAGUCCUAUGUCCUUCACUUCCACACUGAGGCACAGGACAGUGGUCCAUCUAGCGCCACCUUCAGCCAAGGGCAAAACAACGGCCUGCAGCUCUCCUGCACACCUACCCGAGGUUUGGUCCCCCUUGAUGGGCAGGAGAUGGUGUUUGAACUGGGGGGUGAGAGCAAAAUGGAGCAAGAAACCGAGGAGGGUAUGCAGAUGAUAGCCCUGAUAGACAGCGAAGGGGCAAUGAUGGGAGAAGACGGGGCAGGGUGCAACGCUGCAAGUGGCAGGGUUACCGAGGGUGGAGGAGCCAUGGAAAAUAUAUUUCAGCUGGAAAACGGAGAGGAAAUUGUCAUAAUUGAGGUCAGCACCAGCAGCCUAAGGGAAGGGGGACUAGAGAGAGGAGGGGACGGGGACAUCUCACAAAGUACCGAGGUCAAAUAUGAGACUGUAGCUGCAGAGGUACAUGAGAAGUCUGUAAAGGAACACAACUCUGCAGCCAGUCCAGAGGUACAGACAUCCACCGAGGAUACAAUGAGGAAUGGACCUACAUCUCAUUCUGACGAGAUGCAGUUCUCUGACUAAAACCUGUGUGAGAGGGAGGGAGAGAGAGAGAGAGAGAGAGAGCAUGAUUGCCUCAUGAUUUGUGAGCUUUGCAUUUUAGCACUUUAGUCAGUUUAAGUUCUCUUGGAACUGGGAGAGAACAUUCAGUUAGACGAGUACUGUGUUGUAAUGCCAUGGUGCCACAUUCUAGAAAUGUUAUACAUUCAAACAGGCGAUACAUGGACUUCAGAUUAUUCCUACAAAUAUCAGUGCAAACGACACUGCCACUGGCAGUUUGUUCAGUAAGUAAAUACGUUUGUGAAUACAUGUUGUAAAUUCCCUUUCUUCUCAAUAUUAUUAACAAAUAGUAAGUAAUUAUGAAUAAAUCCAUUUUGUUUUA
Molecule: messenger RNA, 5014 nt
Organism: Scophthalmus maximus (turbot)
Lineage: Eukaryota; Metazoa; Chordata; Actinopteri; Pleuronectiformes; Scophthalmidae
Gene: znf628
Product: zinc finger protein 628
Exons: 9
Coding region: 340-4656 (1438 amino acids)
Biological process (GO): regulation of transcription by RNA polymerase II
Cellular component (GO): nucleus
Molecular function (GO): DNA-binding transcription factor activity, RNA polymerase II-specific; RNA polymerase II transcription regulatory region sequence-specific DNA binding
Source: RefSeq, a predicted model, not a curated record